UUGGGCCGUGGGCGAAACCAUUGCGGGGCUGCCGUGGGGCCAUCUCCACCUGUCAAUCCGUGUGGCUUUGAACUCAAUAAUUUUCUAUGGUUUUGUGUUUUGUAUCCACGAUUUUUUAAUUUUUUUUUCCGUUUUACAAAAAAAAUCUUUUCGAUUAUUUACGUUGGUUUUUCCCGAAAGAGGCCGGUCGAGGACAAUCGGCGAGUGAUGGAAUAAUGAUUACCAAAGUCUUGUCGUUUUUCCUUAUUAAUUUCACGAUACAUUCCGCCACCUGUUGGGCAAGCGAGACAGAAAUUGAUGAACUCUGGGGUGAUGAGGGCAGUAACCUGACCCUACCUUGUCGAAAGGACGAGUUAUCUCAUCCUGGCGACACGUAUUGGAGUUUCAACAACAAACACAAGGGACUGAAAAGCAGUGUUCGCCAUGACAAUACAUUAAUACUUAAGUACUUAAGCAGGACCGAUGCCGGCGAGUACUCGUGCAUUCAAGACAGUGAUAUGUCAGUUAUUAACAAAGUUAGGGUACAUGUUCGAACCCCACCUCCACCUUUGACUAAUGUCACUGUAGUACCAUCAACUAUCUUGGCUCUGCUCCAUUGGGAAGUAGUAGAUACUGGAGGAUACCCAAUUACCUCAUUCACUGCACAAUACCGACUUCGCCACACGCCACAGGGCGAGUCGCCCGAUCCAUGGCAUCUAGUUAUGCCAGAUGGUCAGAUUAAACCAACAGCUACUCAAGUUGACAUAUUUCAAUUAAAGCCUAAUUCAUCGUAUGUGUUCCAAAUCUGGGCUAACAACAAACUUGGCAGGGGUGAUGUUGUUGAACUUGAAGCACAAACAAAACAUGACAGCCAAGAAAUUGAAUUGGGUAAACAUCUUCUUGAGGGGGUUGAAACAUUCGAUACAAGAAUUUGGAUCGCUGCUGUAGCAGUUGUUAUGGGUACACUCCUCAUCUUGGCCACAGCAACGAUAUACGCUCUUUACAAAGAAUGUCAUCUUCCAUUGGUUUCAGAAAAAGACAUGGAAACUAUGGAGCUUAUACCAAACAUUAUCCUCAACCCUGGGUAUCACGAUUAUAUGCAGUCGGAGUGGUCAGAGCCUGAUGAAAAUUCAAAUGAUACCAUGACGAUGAGGUUAAAUAACAACACAGUAAUUAAUCCAGUAAGAAUAUAGGAUCUAACCUUCAUCCCCUAGUAAGAGUGUCACUUGUGAAAAAUGAGGCUGUCAGUUCAUUCGUCACAUUCUUGGUAUUGUACAGUUCUAACUGACAAAACAAACAAGGAAAUUUCAACAGAAUUACCAGUUCGUACAGUAUGUACAUAAGAGCUUUUUUUGUAUGAUUUCUGAGUUAAAAUAGUAAUGUUUAAAAUUAAACAAUUUAAUUGCUUCUUUUGUUAUAUUAUAA
This is a messenger RNA of Cimex lectularius (bed bug), 1404 nucleotides long. RefSeq lists its product as uncharacterized. Bases 216 to 1172 code for a protein of 318 amino acids. NCBI's taxonomy places the organism in Eukaryota, Metazoa, Arthropoda, Insecta, Hemiptera, Cimicidae. The transcript is spliced from 7 exons. The record is from RefSeq and is a predicted model, not a curated record. Gene Ontology annotation, molecular function: protein binding.